UGCACCCCCGCCCCCUCCCCGGCCCUGUGCUUAUAACCCGGGAUGCGCGCCUGCCCCGGCCCUGCUCCGCAGUCUGCCUGCCACUGCUUCCUGGGCUCGCUCACUGAGUUGUUCACCAGACCAGAAAGACAGACUACGGACUCCAGGAACCUGUACCUGAAACCCCAGACAAGAUGUCCAGCAAGGGCUCCGUGGUUCUGGCCUACAGCGGUGGCCUGGACACCUCCUGCAUCCUUGUGUGGCUGAAGGAACAAGGCUACGAUGUCAUCGCUUACCUGGCCAACAUCGGCCAGAAGGAAGACUUCGAGGAAGCCAGGAAGAAGGCACUGAAACUUGGAGCCAAGAAGGUGUUCAUUGAAGAUGUGAGCAGGGAGUUUGUGGAGGAAUUCAUCUGGCCAGCUGUCCAGUCCAGUGCGCUCUAUGAAGACCGCUAUCUCCUGGGUACCUCUCUGGCCAGGCCUUGCAUAGCUCGCAAGCAGGUGGAAAUUGCCCAGCGCGAGGGGGCCAAGUAUGUGUCUCAUGGCGCCACGGGAAAGGGCAAUGACCAGGUCCGCUUUGAGCUCACCUGCUACUCACUGGCGCCCCAAAUUAAGGUCAUCGCCCCCUGGAGGAUGCCUGAGUUUUACAACCGGUUCAAGGGCCGAAAUGAUUUGAUGGAGUAUGCAAAGCAACAUGGAAUCCCCAUCCCUGUUACACCCAAGAGCCCAUGGAGCAUGGAUGAGAACCUUAUGCACAUCAGCUACGAGGCUGGAAUCCUGGAAAACCCCAAGAGCCAAGCCCCCCCAGGCCUCUACACAAAGACCCAGGACCCUGCCAAAGCACCCAACAGCCCAGAUGUCCUUGAGAUAGAAUUCAAAAGAGGAGUCCCCGUGAAGGUGACCAACAUCAAAGAUGGCACUACCCAUCACACGUCCUUGGAGCUCUUCAUGUACCUGAACGAAGUUGCGGGCAAGCACGGAGUAGGUCGCAUUGACAUUGUGGAGAACCGCUUCAUUGGAAUGAAGUCCCGGGGUAUCUACGAGACCCCAGCAGGGACCAUCCUUUACCACGCUCAUUUAGACAUAGAGGCCUUCACCAUGGAUCGGGAAGUGCGCAAAAUCAAGCAGGGCCUGGGCCUCAAAUUCGCGGAGCUUGUCUACACGGGGUUCUGGCACAGCCCUGAGUGUGAAUUUGUCCGUCACUGCAUCGACAAGUCCCAGGAGCGGGUGGAAGGGAAGGUUCAGGUGUCUGUCUUCAAGGGCCAGGUGUACAUCCUUGGCCGGGAGUCUCCACUCUCACUGUACAAUGAAGAGCUGGUGAGCAUGAACGUGCAGGGCGAUUAUGAGCCCAUUGAUGCAACUGGCUUCAUCAAUAUCAACUCGCUCAGGCUGAAGGAAUACCAUCGCCUUCAGAGCAAGGUCACCACCAAAUAGACCCUGACAAAGAGGAGCGGGGCCUCCCCACUCCGCAGCAAUCCCAGGCUUCAGCGUUAAUUGUUGUGAUAAAUUUGUAAUUGUGGCUUGUUCUCCCGCCACCUGACUGGGGCUGCUGCGUGCCCCCCCCCCAGGCUUUGUUCCCUAGUCCCCUACAGCCUACAAAAGUGGUCAUCCAAGGGAAGGGGAGGGCAGGGGCAGCUGCGGAGAACAUAAAAUGACAAUUAAAAGAAGUUACAUUAGUCUUUUA
Molecule: messenger RNA, 1662 nt
Organism: Mesocricetus auratus (golden hamster)
Lineage: Eukaryota; Metazoa; Chordata; Mammalia; Rodentia; Cricetidae
Gene: Ass1
Product: argininosuccinate synthase 1
Exons: 16
Coding region: 174-1412 (412 amino acids)
Biological process (GO): L-arginine biosynthetic process; urea cycle
Cellular component (GO): cytoplasm
Molecular function (GO): argininosuccinate synthase activity; ATP binding
Source: RefSeq, a predicted model, not a curated record